UCUUCCACAUAUGUACCAGUGGUACCGCAUCUGUCUGAUGCGGCCAUCAUACUCACUAGCAUCAUCAAAGCUCAGAGCAGAAGCUAGAUCCAAGUGUUGUGAAGAGCAGGGUCGUCCCAAUCACCACCUCGAAAUCCAAACUCGAGGUAAAAUGCCGUGUUCACCGUUCAUCUACUCAUGGAACUGCCGUAGACCGCUCAAAUCAAUUGCUUCCCCCUACCCAAGAUGUUCUCAAAUGCCCGGGGCCUUGGACUGAAGACAACUAAAGAUAGCUCGGUAGGGCCGGCAAGCUGGCGGUGACGUGGGCGGGGCAGUGUCGGCGUCUGACAAGCAUGUCGACCGAGUUGCUCAAACCGACGUGACUUUUGUUCUCAUCACAAUACUCAGAUACACACAAAAUGGCACCUCCAGCAAUCAUCGCACCUUCAAUCCUCUCGGCCGACUUUGGCGCUCUGGGCAAGGCAUGCUCAGACACCAUCGGUCAUGGCGCUGACUGGCUCCACGUCGAUAUUAUGGACGGUCACUUUGUGCCCAACAUGACCUUUGGCGCUCCCGUUGUUACCAUGAUCCGUCCUCAUGUCGAAAAGCCUACCGAGUCCUUUGGCAAGGGUACUUUCGACUGCCAUAUGAUGAUCGCCGAGCCCAAGAAGUGGGUCAAGGAGUUCAAGAACGCAGGUUGCGAUCUGUACUGCUUCCACUACGAAGCUGCUGUCGAUUCCACCGCCGCCGAGGAACCUUCAGCCACGUCGGAGAAGAAGACUAGCCCGAAAGAGCUCAUCAAAUACAUCCACGACCAAGGUCUGAGAGCUGGAAUUGCUCUCAAGCCCGGUACUCCCGUCGAUGUUCUUUACGAUAUUCUGGACAGCAAGACUCAGGACGAGGUUCCCGAUAUGGUUCUUAUCAUGACCGUCGAGCCCGGCUUCGGUGGCCAGAAGUUCAUGCCCGAAAUGAUGCCCAAGGUCGAGGCCCUCCGCAAGCGCUACCCCGAGCUUAACAUCGAGGUCGACGGUGGUCUGUCCGAGAAGACUAUUGAUGUCGCUGCCGAUGCCGGCGCAAAUGUCAUUGUCGCUGGAUCAGCUGUCUUCGGUGCCAAAGAUCCCUCAGAGGUCAUCGCCAAGCUAAGAGAAGCCAUUGAGAAGAGAAGAUGACUAUCUGCAAAAAUUUGAUACAAGAUUAGGCUGAGUUGGAAGCAAUAAUAGACUUGUUGAGACAUACGAUAUACACGACUUCUUUCCAUCGACACCCAGCGCUGACCGAGAACUAAGC
Aureobasidium subglaciale EXF-2481 is the source of this 1266-nucleotide messenger RNA. RefSeq lists its product as uncharacterized. The record is from RefSeq and is a predicted model, not a curated record. The transcript is spliced from 3 exons. Gene Ontology annotation, molecular function: metal ion binding; D-ribulose-phosphate 3-epimerase activity. Gene Ontology annotation, cellular component: cytosol. The coding region runs from base 399 to 1148 and encodes 249 amino acids. NCBI's taxonomy places the organism in Eukaryota, Fungi, Ascomycota, Dothideomycetes, Dothideales, Saccotheciaceae. Gene Ontology annotation, biological process: pentose-phosphate shunt, non-oxidative branch; carbohydrate metabolic process; pentose-phosphate shunt.